This is a messenger RNA of Phanerochaete carnosa HHB-10118-sp, 911 nucleotides long. RefSeq lists its product as uncharacterized. The coding region runs from base 309 to 725 and encodes 138 amino acids. The record is from RefSeq and is a predicted model, not a curated record. The transcript has 4 exons. Gene Ontology annotation, molecular function: oxidoreductase activity, acting on CH-OH group of donors; flavin adenine dinucleotide binding. NCBI's taxonomy places the organism in Eukaryota, Fungi, Basidiomycota, Agaricomycetes, Polyporales, Phanerochaetaceae.
GCGACGAGUGGGCGAUCGGCUCCAGAAACGCAAAGAUAUCGCCAUUGGUAUCGACAUCUGUACUUCGUAUCCAUUUUUUGGCGUGAAUUUGGGCGACGCAAGGUCUAAGCACAAUCGCGGAUCUUACACGGACCUGUGACGCCCUCUGCGAUACCGAAUGUCCUGCGAUAAACACUGCGCCUGAGCAUGCGGGUGCAAUGCCGACAACGUUACCACUCACCCUCCGGUCGCAGGUCGAUGCCUCUCGAAGAUGUCGUCCAGACCGUUCUGCCCAUCGCGGUGUUCAUCGGCGUUGAGCCGGUGACGAGAUGGCGACACCCCAGAGCUCGUCUUCGCUUACCUCCAGUGCCAACCGUACCCCUCUUUUGGACCAACCAACAGCCUAUCUCCAGUUAAGCGACGCCAAUCUGCAGAAGGCCAAGAUCGUCGGUUGGAAGCAUAUGGUGGACUUGGGACCCAGAUGCGCGCAUAUACCCGCUCUUAAUCUGCUGCUGUCUGAAGAUGAAAGCAAUGCCGACGAGGUGGCCGUAGCUUGGCUGAAGAAGACUUUCAGUAUCACUUGGCACACCGCCGGGUCGUGUUGGAUGACACCACGGGAGGAGAAUGGUGUCCUCGAUACCGACCUCAAGGUACACGGCACGAGUUACCUCCGCGUCGUCGACCUGUCCAUCGAUCCGCCGUACUUUGCCUCGCACCAGCGAUUGGCUGUGUACGCCAAGUUGUAGACAACGCUGUCGAUACUAUUAAAGUUGCAGCUAGCCUCAGCUGUCGUUUUUGUGCAAAAUCGUUGCUGUCUGUUGAUGGUUCUCCUGGAACGUAUGUGUACUUCUGGGUUCAAGCAUGUACCGUAGACGCCGACGAGGAAAUAUCGAAUAUCCUCAGAGUUAUGCAUAACACCGCGGCGCAGCAUU